Molecule: messenger RNA, 2091 nt
Organism: Trichoplax adhaerens
Lineage: Eukaryota; Metazoa; Placozoa; Uniplacotomia; Trichoplacea; Trichoplacidae
Exons: 24
Coding region: 1-2091 (696 amino acids)
Biological process (GO): mismatch repair; reciprocal meiotic recombination
Cellular component (GO): nucleus
Molecular function (GO): ATP-dependent DNA damage sensor activity; ATP binding; mismatched DNA binding
Source: RefSeq, a predicted model, not a curated record
AUGGCAACGCCAUUUACUACACCAAAGGCCAAUUCCAUCCUUAAACGGCAGACGUCAUAUUCCUGUCAAAGCACAGUAAAUCAACAAACAGCUAUCACACAAGUGGUUACCGCAAUUACAGAAGGGAAUACUUUGAAUGGUUAUGAGAUUGGAAUCGCUAGUAUCGACUUGAAACAUCCUGAAUUAGUACUGUUGCAGUAUACAGAUCGUCAAAAAUAUAUAAAAACCAUCACUGAACUGCAAAUUCUGGAUCCAAUGCAGAUAUUGAUACCGAAAGAGAUCAACGAAAAAAACCUCAAAAAAUCGAAAUUGCAAGCGGUUUUAAGACAGCGCUUUCCUAAUAUUGAGAUACUAUCAUUUCCUCAAAAAUAUUAUAAUUGGAAGGAAGAAUUUAAGCAAGAUUUUUGUUAUGCGCCAUCAUCGCUUAAAACUGAGUACUCCAGAGGUUAUGCUGUCACAACAAUUGACGCUAAUUCCGUUAGGAAUUUGGAGCUUAUUUAUAAUGUAACCAGUAGAUCAAGUAAAGAUUGCUUAUUUAGGGUUUUAGAUCAUACAAGAACGAAGGUGGGAGACUUAUGGUCACAUAUAAUCUCACCAGUUAUCUAUUCUUUGUUAGCUCGACUCCUAAGAUCUAGUAUUCUCCAACCGUGUAGCGAUAAGAAAAAAUUGGAAGAAAGACUCGAUAGUGUUGAAGGUUGUACAAUGGUGGUAUUUGUUACUGCCGAAAUUUUUACUCUGAUUUCUUACAAUCAAAAUCAUGCAUAUAUACAGGAAAUUUAUGGUCCAUUGAGAUCAGCUAUAGACAAGUUUUGUGAUAUUAGCAAUAUGCUGCGAGCUUGCGUGCAAAUACCGAAAAUUGAGAGUUUCAAAAAUGCUGAAGCUAGAAUUGCAGACAUUAUUCGUUUAAGAAAUUCAUUGGAAGCUGUUAAAUCCUUAAUUGUUAGACUACAUGGAGUUAAAUCUACGCUGUUGCAAAGUAUUUAUCAGCCAGAAAUUAAUGGACAUUUAAAUGUAAUUCGUAAAGUUUAUGAGGAAAGUAUUGAUGAUUUGGCUUCACUAAAAAAUUUCCUCCAUGAAAAGUAUAAUAUUCCCGUAGAAAUUGUGUAUAAUAAAGGCAGAGGUUUCCAUUUACAAUUAGAGAGUGAUUUAUCGCCUGAAAGACUCAAUGAAACGUUAAAAGAUAUCUACAUUUUAUCUAACAUUUCCGUAGCACAACUUUACACAAAUUUGAAAAGCUACGUUAGUAGUCUUUAUAAUCUCAGCGAAAAUAUAGCUAUGCUCGACUUCCUUUUAUGCCUUGGUUAUUCUGCUGCUAUAAAUGGUCGAAACGUUCGGCCGACAUUUUCCGAUACCACUGCGAUCAAAGAUGGUCGCCACCCGAUUCUAGAUGUUAUUUCCGUAGUGCCACCUGUAGCCAAUGACAUAUAUAUGUCUCACGAAAAUAAUUUCGCUAUAAUUACUGGACCAAAUAUGAGUGGUAAAACAGUCUAUCUAAAGCAAAUGGCUCUUCUACAAGUUAUGGCACAAAUAGGAGCUUAUGUUCCUGCUACGUGUGCAACUUUUCGCAUAGUUGAUCAAAUCUUUACAAAAAUUGCCGUUGACGGUAGUAUGGAGGAGAAUUGUUCAUCCUUUACAGCAGAGAUGAAGGAAGUAAAUUACAUCAUGCAGAAUGCUACAAAUCACUCUCUUAUUAUAAUUGAUGAACUUGGUAAAGGAACUGCUUCAGAGGAUGGCAUUGGCAUUUGUUUUGCAAUAUGUGAAUAUUUCCUUCAAUUAAAGCAUAUAAAGGACAAUCUCAAUGCUUAUAAGUUGCAAUAUACUCAUAUUUUAGCCCCCGAUAGAACCGUAGAAAAAUAUUACGGUAUUAACUUGGCAGAGUUAUCAUCACUGCCACCGAAAGUAGUAAAUAGGGCAAGAGAAAUAUGCAAAGUAUUAGCAGAUAAAAAGGAGAAGUGUGAUAAGAUCGAUAGAAAAAGCUACGAGGAAAAAGCUACCUUUAGAUUGGGUGCUCUUUUAAUACAAACGGCUCAUAACAGCAAGCUCGACGAAGCAAGCUUGAAAAAAGAUGCACUUUGUUGUAAAAGCAGAUAA